Messenger RNA from Sclerotinia sclerotiorum 1980 UF-70, 108 nucleotides. RefSeq lists its product with no specific name. The record is from RefSeq and is a predicted model, not a curated record. Bases 1 to 108 code for a protein of 35 amino acids. The transcript has a single exon. Lineage: Eukaryota; Fungi; Ascomycota; Leotiomycetes; Helotiales; Sclerotiniaceae.
AUGACACAAGACACAAGACGCAUGGGAGAAUCAACCAAGAAGACUACCUGGCAUGUCUCGAGGAAGGGGUACCGCCGAGGAAACCCUGAACUUGACGUUAGCUCUUAA